Molecule: messenger RNA, 1542 nt
Organism: Chelmon rostratus (copperband butterflyfish)
Lineage: Eukaryota; Metazoa; Chordata; Actinopteri; Chaetodontiformes; Chaetodontidae
Product: actin-binding Rho-activating protein-like
Exons: 2
Coding region: 123-662 (179 amino acids)
Biological process (GO): positive regulation of Rho protein signal transduction
Molecular function (GO): actin binding
Source: RefSeq, a predicted model, not a curated record
CUUUGAUAAUCGUUUGCUCCAAAUCUCUGAAAGGUUGUAUAGAAUUAGGUUACUUCACAAAGCAGGAUAUUCACUCCUUCUAGUUCUGACGAUGAACUGACACUGAUUUAUUGGAUCGGGUGAUGGGGACGAACAGCCAGAGCACCACCGUCAUGGAAACUGAAGAUGACUCCCAAGCUCCUGCUCAGUUUAGUAAUGACACUGCAGUGUGCAUUGCUUCUGUGAAAGGCUUAAAGGAGAACUGGCAGAAGUGGUCCAAAGAGCACCAGGAGUACCAGAAGCACAACCCCUUCAGUCAUGACACCAGGCCAAGUGUGGUGGUCCCUCAGAGGGGGCAGGACGACUACGGGAGGCCCCUGCAGGGCUCCAUGACAGAGCAGCGCGGGAAAGACGCUCACACACACAUCAGCAGAGAGGUUCAGGAGUUGUGUGAGGCGAUAAGGAACAUUGGAGAGCCUAGAGACAAAGAUGGGGUUGGAAGCGGGAGAUGUGGGAAAGUGAUCACUGUAGAAUUUGGGAAACUGUUUGAGCAUUAUGUGACUAUCUCUAAUAAACUGGUGGGGAUUCUUCUUCGAGCAAGGAAGCAGAGGCUGGUUGACUUUGAGGGGGAGAUGCUGUGGCAGGGGCAGGAUGACCAUGUAAUUAUCACUCUGUUGCAGUGAUCAGAAACUCAGAUUAGCGUUUAUGCCUUGAUUAAUGUUACAUGCAGUACAUGCAGCGACAGUAUAGAGCUACUUCAUGGCAGCACUCACUGUAGUAUCCAGAUACCAGGGGAAUUGCACUCAUUGUAAUAUAGCCAUGUAAGAAACUUAUAUGUCAAGAGGAAUAGAAUCAUGGCAGGAUAAAACAAAGACAAAUUUCAUGUAUUGCAUUGCAUUUUAAUGUAUUUACAUGUUGUCAUGUACCGGAUGUCACUGUGUUGCUAUACCACCCCUGGUCUAAAUAGCAGUGAGGAGAGAUAACAGCUAAGAUCUUAGCUGAACAAAUCGUGUUUGCUACGUUUCCUUCACCAGCUUUUUAAUGUGGGGAAAGUGGAGGAGUGAGCAGCUGAAAUGAAGUCAGAGUUGUUAAUGAGACUGAACUAAAGCCCAAGAGAACAUGACGCUGCCUGUGACAGACAAUAUGGUGCUAUAGGAUGAACAUGAUCUGACUUGGCUUCGAUGCUUCAGAGCAUGUAUUUAUUACAGGUGUGCUUUGUACUUCAGGCAACCUCAUUAUGAUUUGAAACUUUGUAUACCGGAACCUCACUGAGAUGGAUGUGCAAUAAAUUAACAAUGCCACUGUAAUGGAGUGAGGACUACAUCAUAAACAAUGCACUGACUGAUAUUUGCCAUAAAUAAUAAAAGCAAUGGCCAUGCAAGCUUAUAUAUUUUUUAGAAUAAGGCAGUAGCAUACUGAUCAAUUAGCAAGUAAUGCUUCUGGCAUUAUAAUAAAGAAAGAAUAGUGUUUGCUCUGUUAUUGUAUUACUGUUGCUGCUUUGUGAACUGUAAGCACUGACUGCUGUAGUAAACUAAUAACAGGGAGAGAGAGUGGAAUGUGAUA